AUAACAAAGACCAAUGUACAUAACCGUGUGCCUGUCUGCGGACUGGUUUUCCAUCGCACGCCUUCCUCCUUCCAAUCAUAGUUUCUGGCCUUCGAGGGCGCUUCCUCUGGCAAGCCUGAAUAUAUCCAUGCCUACUUUGUAGUAGUCCUCCCUGUAGAAACACGCCAAUAAUUGAGUGGCAGACAGAACUUGGCCUCUCUGCGUCUCUCUCUGUGACUGACUGUACGUACGGAUGUCAGAGCGAGCCGAAGAAGGUCUUUGUCAGCCCAAGAACUUGGAAGCAAAGGUUGUGUCCUGGGUCACUGUGGUCUUAUCAACCGGACCAGAGUAAAAGUGGCAUCCAAACCAACAUGUCCAACUGCGGGUCAACUGUCUAAUCUGGUCUUACUAGCUUAGCAUUUUUACUAGUAGCCCAUCUCUGCUAGGGGCUAACCAAGAAGACAGAGAGGUACAUAGAUUGCCUUCUCACUUCCCCGCAGUUCUGAGCGAGAACAGCGUCUUUGUUCGAACAAAUCACCUCAUGAUCAGUGAUCAUCAAAUGGUGUCCACGCUCAUCUCUUGAAGGAGGUGUUGACAGUUUAAGUGUCUUGUGUGCAAACCUGGGACGGAUUGGUGGGUGUGAUUUUGGUAUCGACUCACAAGAAUGAGCUUGCAUUACGUGACCCGAAAACUCAAAACCCAAAGCUUGUCCGAGGGAUCAAACGACAAUGGUCACAACGACCAUGAUGAAAAGUCUUCAACCAACGAUGCUGAUGAUUCUGGAACCGAGUCUGAUGAGGACAUGGACAAAGGAACCCCUCGAUCCAGACCUGACAACACUGAAGCAACUCAGAAUGCUGAAGGGAAUAAAGACUGCGGGGCAACAACAGGCACGCAUCUGAGAGAUUCCGGAGCUCUCUGUGAGGACAACUACUCUUCUGAGGAAGAACUCAAGGAAAUCAAUGGCGCGGAGAAAAAGAAGACUUAUGUGGAUCCCGUGGUACCCGUCAUUACCCAGUGUGUCAGUGCACAGAGUGUGACCAUUCCAACGGCAGAGAAGCGGAAAUGGUCCGCCGUGUCUGGCGAAGAGCAUGGUUUAGUGGUUGGCCAUCGGGCCAGUUCCAACGGAAGCUCAGGCGAUGAAGAGGUAUUCGCGUAUUUGGCUCCAUCUCCCUCAAGUUCUUCUCUUUCGAGUGAUCGUGGACCAAGCCUGACCGGUGACACGCCUACUCCGGUUCAGUUCUGCGCUUCACCGCCCAUCGGAGUCUAUCGGCCCAAUUGGCACCAUGAUUCUGGGGGAGGGGGAGGAGGACUAGUAGGCGGGACCAAGGGCUCCUCGACAACUCGCUCCCCUCCUCCCAAGCUCUUUCACAUGUCCAGUCAGGAUCACACUCAUGGACCAGGGGUGGAACUAAGGGAUUCUGGCCAAGCCUUAAAGCCCAGAGAGGUCACCCACAAAGGGAACCAUCCUCGUCCAAGUUCGGCCUCGGAGCUCCUGAGCAGCCUCUCGUUCUCUUCCCAGAGGCUCCAUGGGUCCAAUUGCCACCCCGUGGACCUGGACCGAUCCCUUCUUUCUGCUACUGGACAAUGCAGCUCGACGCAAGAUGAAGAAAUUCGACUUCGGUUCUCCGGAAACGGAAAUGAGACCUUCAACGGUCGAUAUCAGCCCCCGUCGCCAAACAAACGCCACCGAUCCCGAACACCCCGACCUCAACAUAUGCAAAGACCUUGUCUGGACUUUGAGAAGAUGCAGCAGAUCAAGACGAGAGUUGUGACUUCCUGGCGACCACAAGGAACCGAGUUGUCUCUAUUUUGUUGGUAACAAAAUGAAAUGACCUUCCCCUUUACGUAUGUCCCACAUCACGGUUUUGGAUCGUCCUGGCCGGGCCCUUGCCCACUACAAAUGAACCAAACGUCUUUCUUUCUUUCGUAUACAGUAUCCGGCAUAUUUAAUGCACAGAUUAAAUCUUUACAUGAAUAUUAUCUACUACCUAUAUCCCAGCACUGCAACUUGUGCAGUGCCUUCAAGGGCCCCACUUCGUUCCUCCCAAAUCAAAUCGAGAGAUCCGCAAGUUACUCCAACCUGCAUUCACUGCACCUCUUGUAAAUAUGAUAAUUUAUUGGGCAGUCAAACACCUUCACUACCUGACUACCAACAUCAACCACACCAACACCAUAGUCGUCAAUACCAUGAUAAACACCUAUUUAUUCGAGUAUGUACAGUAUUGUUCCAUAGUUCUAACCCCUCGGCAGAAGCAGUAUUUGAAAUUUUUGGACAUCCAACCCUCAAUACAAUUAAUUGUGAAUGAAAAAAAGCUUAAAUAUGAGAAUAACUAUCAUUACUCGAGAAACUACGAAAUAAAUAUACUUUUAAGACA
Messenger RNA from Tigriopus californicus, 2357 nucleotides. RefSeq lists its product as uncharacterized. The transcript has 6 exons. The record is from RefSeq and is a predicted model, not a curated record. Bases 644 to 1801 code for a protein of 385 amino acids. NCBI's taxonomy places the organism in Eukaryota, Metazoa, Arthropoda, Copepoda, Harpacticoida, Harpacticidae.